Volvox carteri f. nagariensis is the source of this 1396-nucleotide messenger RNA. RefSeq lists its product as uncharacterized. NCBI's taxonomy places the organism in Eukaryota, Viridiplantae, Chlorophyta, Chlorophyceae, Chlamydomonadales, Volvocaceae. Bases 1 to 855 code for a protein of 284 amino acids. The record is from RefSeq and is a predicted model, not a curated record. The transcript is spliced from 7 exons.
AUGUAUGGAGGCGAUCCCAAGAUGGAGCAGUUCAUUGAGGAGACCAAGAGGACAGGCCAGCAGAUCCUCAAUGUGACGACGAAGACAGCUGAUGUCACGGCGAAGACAGCUGCAGCAGUGGACAUCCUGGCAAAGCUGCAGCGCACACAGUUCCGAUACACUGCGAGCAAGGCGUCAACCUCCCGGAAGGGUGACGACUUCAAGAAGAAGCUGGAGAAGUUCUAUGAGAACACUCCAGAUGAGGAGAUGAAGCUGCGCUGCAUGCUGUUGGAUAUCAAGCUGCCCAAGACCCUGGUUACCGGUGCGCACCUCUUCAAGUAUUGCUGGCAUGGACACAUUAACACGUUGCUGGGUCUCAAGCCUCGUGAGAUCAAUAACCCACGCAACGGAUUACUGCUGUUCAAGCCACUUGAGUAUGCAUACGACGAUUCCCGAUUCGCCAUCAAUUGCAAAGAUGGCGAUGAUGGGCCCGUGUUUUUUAUGGUGCUGCUCGACACGGGGCUUAAACACGUCAAGGUGUGGGACUUCGCUGUGCACCACAACCUCACCAAAGGCUACAGUGUAGAGCAGCUCGACCCGAAGGUGUCAACGAUCACGUUUGGUGACCUUGACGGCACGGAGCUGGUGCUGAGCAACAAGCAUCAUCACCCUUACAAGCGGUCCCUUGCCUUCCAGGCCAUGAUGGCCACGGAGCGGGCAGUGGAGGAGGAAUGGCAGCCAGCCAACAGGCCACCGAUGGAGAUUCUCAGUUGCAUAUCCUUAGAGGCGAAGGUGAACUUCGAUGCAUGGCUCGAAAUGGCUGCACAUGCGCCACCUCCGAUGGCUACGGAGAGCCUUGAUGAUGAUGACGAGUAAUGGUGCAGCUCUGCAGAUUCCCCCAAACCCAGCUCGGCCAACAGUAGGCCACCCACAGGAGCUGGCUGACAUCUGGGUGCUGUGGCGCCCAGAGCAUGGGUUGCUUUCAAGACUUAGGGAGGAGAAGGGGUGCUGGCGGUUGGGCAGGCUCCAAGUGUGGCUGAGGAGGUUUAAGUGUCAUGGUCUCGGUCUUGGGUGGUUAGGCUAGGCUGUGUCUCCAACCUGUAGUAAGGUUGCUGCAGUACUCCUUUUUUGGUAGCGGCUUGGGCAUAUGGCCCUUCCUGCUCUUCCUUUUUUUGUGUGAGUGUGGGUGGUGAGUGUUCAGCUGGCUUUUCCUGCUAGGUGGCCCCGAAUGCAGGUUGCAUUGCAGGCCCUUUUUGGGUAUGACUGCGCAGUUUUGUUAGCAGGCAGUGUGGAGGCGCCCGGCUGGUGUGCAGCUUGGCUGCAGUGUAAGGGUUCUCGGCAGCUGUUCCCUGCCCCUUGGUCCCUGCCCUUUCAUAGUGUUGUAUGACGACUUUUUCAGAUAAGAAUCGAACCGUGG